AUGGCUAUGACUAUGGGAUUACAUAGAGACCCUCGAGUCUUUCCAGGCUUAGCACCAUUUCAAGCAGAGAUGCGGAGUAGGCUUUGGACGACUAUCCUGGAACUGGUGGUUCAUGGAUCUAUCGACUCAUCUUCAAUGCCACUAAUGAUUUCGCCUCAGGACUUCGAUAACCAUGUGCCUCAUAACAUCAAUGAUGCAGACCUAUGGCCAGCUACCCAGGAAUUCUCUACCCCAAAACCACUGAAACAGUUUACCGAGUCCUCUAUUCAAUUAUUGAUGCGACAAUCUCUGCCAAUCCGUAUGGAGGCAGCCAAACUGAUCAACAGCUCUAACUUGGAGCAGUCAUAUAAUGCCGUGCUUCAGAUUGCAACAGACCUACAAAAAGCCUGCCGUGAUCUCGCAACCUACUUCCAACUGCACUGGCCGCAGUACUCAGGCGAGACUGAUCUACAUAGGAAGUUCCUCGAUAUGCAAAUUCGCCGCUAUAUCCUACUGCUCCACCGGCCUUACAUGUUACAGGCUCAGCAUAAUCCACGGUUCUACCUCUCUCGGAAGAUCUGUGGGGAGUCGGCUAUGAUCAUCGCAUCAUAUGCUGAAAGUCUUCAGCUCCCUUCCCAGAACCUUGAUGACCUGUCACGUCUCAUGGUAAUGAGCACUGGGCCAUUUUGUGGUGCUCUCCACCUCGACAUUAUUACUGUUCUAGGGCUGGAGGUAACGAGUCAGCUCAAAGAAACAGCUACAGGAUCAUCAGAACCUGGUCAGCUCACUAUGGACCCUCUAGCCGAGAUGUCCAAAGCACAACGAGAGCCCAUGAUCCGCAUCCUGGAGCAUAUCAAUGAUCAGAUGCUUCAGGUUGUUGCCCUAGGCAUUGCGAGGUUCAAGCGAUACAUCUUUCUCUCAGUCGUACUUUGCCAAAUAAGAGCAUUGGAGUCUGGCACAAGAGACAUCCGGCCAUUGAUGAUCAAAGCAGUCCAGGAGAGUGUGAAGAACUGCUAUAUGGCGGUCCAGUCGUCUCAGUCUGUCAGUACCCCGCAGGGCCCAAUUGAGACGUUGAUCUGUACCGAGUCGCCACCUGGGCUAGAUUUUAACCUUAUGGUAAGUCGGAAGCUUCAUCUUCUAACAGAACGCUUUCUAACUCUACUAGGAUCCUAA
Aspergillus oryzae RIB40 is the source of this 1152-nucleotide messenger RNA. RefSeq names its product fungal specific transcription factor domain-containing protein. The record is from RefSeq and is a predicted model, not a curated record. Gene Ontology annotation, cellular component: nucleus. The transcript has a single exon. Bases 1 to 1152 code for a protein of 383 amino acids. Lineage: Eukaryota; Fungi; Ascomycota; Eurotiomycetes; Eurotiales; Aspergillaceae. Gene Ontology annotation, molecular function: DNA-binding transcription activator activity, RNA polymerase II-specific; RNA polymerase II cis-regulatory region sequence-specific DNA binding. Gene Ontology annotation, biological process: regulation of transcription by RNA polymerase II.